AGGUAGCUUCAUUUGAGAGCACCAGAGAACAAGAUAGCGACACUUUUCGAUUUAGUUAUGUGGAAGAGGAAGUGCUACUAGUACGAUAAAUUUUAUUCUCACCGACACGACCGGAAGUAUCCUUCAGAGGUGUGGUUCCAUCUGUACUACAAGUAAGUAUUCUUGUCAUCCUGCUGGACGUCGAUACACGUUGUAGUUUCAUGAUCCAUCAUGCAGUUAAUAUUCCACUUGCACUUGUAGACCACACUGACGAACACCAAAAUGUUUAGUUUUUUCGGCAAUGCUGGCGAUUCAUCCUCGUCUAAUAGUGGGGAUAAGGAUAGGUGCCGUAGAGGCUCUUCUUCCUCAUCAGUUAAGACCCUUGCUGCUACUUGAACUCUUGUUUCUUUCAUCUUCGGAAUUCAAAAGAAAUUGAAUUCCAUCCUUGCGAAGAUGAAUUCACGGAUACUAUACAGAACAAGCAAAAAAAGGGGAUGGAAAAAGUCAAAACUGUCGUGGACUGCAAACCAAUUCCUAUCCUAUCCUAUCCUAUCCUAUCCUAUCAAAACAUCAGAGGUGGGCCGGGGGGAUGGGGACCGGGACGAUCAUGGAAGAAUAAUACAUAUACAAAAACACAGCAACUCCAACUAGCUACAUCAUAAAUAGGUCUAAACCUUGCAGGAGUGCAUCGAGCAGUAAGGAACAAGCUCGCGAGUGGAAUAGGAAGCUCAAAUCCGAAAUGAGGUCUCUGGAACGCGAGGUUAUGAAAUUACAGCGGGAAGAAGCAAAAGCCGCACGAGAAGUGAAGAACUACGCUCAAGUAUGGCCUGCUGUUAUUUGACGGAAAUAUUUAACUACUUCUACUUACGUAAAUAAAGUAAAUCUGAAUUCUCUUGCUCCAUUUGACGAGCAGCCUGAGAAGCAAAAAAUUAUGUCAAAGUCUCAGAUAGUUGUAUAAAUAUGUAGAAGUAGUUGUAGUUGAGUUGUAUAAUCCACCAAAUUUAUUUCGAGGUGGGCAUUGUAUCAGUUACUUAAUGACUACUUGAGUAACGCUAAUGUUAAUGUGACGUUGAUAAUCAGUGGUUUUAUGAUCUUCUACUAUUUCUUCACUACUACACUCCCUUUUCAUCCUUGAAGAACGAGAUCGAAGCAGCGCGAACGCUGGCCAAGGAAGUGGUGCGAGGUCGAAAGACGAUUCAGCGGUUGCAUAUAGCGAAGGCGAACCUGAAUUCGGUGUCAUUGCAGCUAACAACACUACUCGGAAGUAUGAAGGUAGCGGAUGCCAUGCGAGAGUCGACGGAAAUCAUGUUAUGGACAUCUUCACGGGAGUACUCAUCAAUAGAGAUCGUACUAGUCGAGUUCUUGUUCGAGUUCGUCUAAGUAUGAAUAUAAUUGCAAAACUUCAACUUCAUUGGAAGACUUGUUCAUCUUCAUUGGAAGACUUCCACUUCAUUGGAAGACUUCCACUUCAUUGGAAGACUUCCACUUCAUUGGAAGAUGUGAAGAUUGACGCCGGAAGAUUGAUUCUAUAGGGCGUUUUGGUUCUACUUCUUGUUCUAUCCACGUUGUUCUAGUACUACCUCCUCAUCACCUUCUAAGAAAACAAUCCAUGAAUAUCGCAGUCGGGUCUAUCAGCAGCAUGCGGCAGAUGGCAUCUGAAAUGCAAAGGGCGGGGUUGAUACGAGAACUCGUGGAAGAAAACAUAGAGGAAGCGAUGGAAGUUGUCGGAGGGGUGGAAGAGGGAGAUGAGUUAUGAAUGGUUUGCUUUCUCAGACUGGAUAGUUCGUUGAACUAUGAUGGCUACUCCUACUAGAAGAGGGAGGUGUAGUCAGGAUGUCAUAUAUUUCUUGGUGAUGUUUAAAGUUGUAGAAAACUGAAAAGCAACAUUUUGAGGUCUAUUCAAGUACGUGCUGCACGUGGACAAGUAAGUAUGUAUGGAAAGUCUAGAUCUAGAAGAAAAUGGUAUUUUACUCGUCUUUGAUGAUGAAGAGGACGCUUAUCUCUAACCCCAGCAGCUCUAGUCGACGCAGUGUUAAAGGAGGUUGCAGCAGACACCAUGGCGCAAGCCAAGACCGUGCCAUCUACCAGCCUACCAAGUGCAGCGGCCGCCUCUCGUAUACAAGAGCACAGUGCAUCAGAGGCUGUGAAUAAUGGUAGUACCUCUGCAGUAGAGGCCAAGGCGGUGCUGGAUGCGGAGGAAGACCUGUUAGAGGCGAGAUUGAAUGCACUAUGACAUAUCUGCACCAUUGCGCUUCUUGGUGUAUUUUUUCUUCACGGUAUUAACCUAAAUACGACAAUUGUUCAUAGCCUCAUGGUCAUGUGCAUAUUAUCGUUUUGCGGCAAAAUGGUGCUGGUGACGCGGAGCUAACAUUUCCUUGUGCUUCUACGUGGC
Messenger RNA from Amoebophrya sp. A25, 2371 nucleotides. The record is from the annotation of a GenBank genome assembly. Lineage: Eukaryota; Dinophyceae; Syndiniales; Amoebophryaceae.